This is a messenger RNA of Rotaria sp. Silwood1, 342 nucleotides long. NCBI's taxonomy places the organism in Eukaryota, Metazoa, Rotifera, Eurotatoria, Philodinida, Philodinidae. The record is from the annotation of a GenBank genome assembly.
AUGACAUUACAUAACUCGUCACAUUGGUCAGAUGGUUUAUUACCGGUAGUUUAUGGUAUUAAUACAAGAUUAUCAGUUGUUACCAAAACUACUCCAUACCAAGUUAUGUUUGGGCAACCACAUCGUUCCGAUUCAGAUUUUUGGAAACUUGUGAAAGAAAAUGAAGUUAUUGAUGAUUUUAAUGAUGAUAUUAUGGAGGAUAAAAGAGAUGAUUUAAAUGAUUGUGCUGAUAUUAUUCACAAAGAUGUUAUUCAACUUGUUCAACAAUUAUCUGAUAACGCUGCUGCAAGUGCAUUAGUUGGUUCUUCAUCACCACAUUCAUCACCAAUUAAACCGCAAUAA